Messenger RNA from Cylicostephanus goldi, 170 nucleotides. Lineage: Eukaryota; Metazoa; Nematoda; Chromadorea; Rhabditida; Strongylidae. The record is from the annotation of a GenBank genome assembly.
AUGGCGGACGAUCAGUACAUGGGAGAAAAUGGGGCCAUGAACAAUGCACAGUACUAUCAGCAAGUUCCACAAAGAAACGUAGUGAUGAACAGACCGGCAUUGCAAACAGAACCUUCUGUCUCCAUUGUAAGGUAUGUGCGAUUUCAUACUUUUCAGAAAGACUUUUAACA